This is a messenger RNA of Rotaria sp. Silwood2, 243 nucleotides long. NCBI's taxonomy places the organism in Eukaryota, Metazoa, Rotifera, Eurotatoria, Philodinida, Philodinidae. The record is from the annotation of a GenBank genome assembly.
AUGAAGAGUCCAGAAACAGCACUUCUACGAGAAAGAGCUGAACGAAUCCACAGACGAGCUAGUCCCACGAAUGAGUGGACUGAUUCGAUAUCCCAUUGUUUACGACUAUCACGUAAAGCUCGAUAUAAUUUAGCAGAUGAGCUUUUAGUUAAAUAUCCAAAUCGUUUUCAAGAAUAUUUAAUUGAUUGUACAUCACCUGAAGUUCGUGGUGGAUUUAGUCGAAUACUUGUAGCUCUUGCUUGA